Pipistrellus nathusii (Nathusius's pipistrelle) is the source of this 603-nucleotide messenger RNA. Lineage: Eukaryota; Metazoa; Chordata; Mammalia; Chiroptera; Vespertilionidae. The record is from the annotation of a GenBank genome assembly.
AUGGCGAAGAAGACGUACGACCUGCUUUUCAAGCUGCUCCUGAUCGGGGACUCGGGAGUGGGCAAGACCUGCGUCCUUUUUCGUUUCUCGGACGAUGCCUUCAACACCACCUUCAUUUCCACCAUAGGAAUAGACUUUAAGAUCAAAACUGUUGAAUUACAAGGAAAGAAGAUCAAGCUACAGAUAUGGGAUACAGCAGGCCAGGAGCGAUUUCACACUAUCACAACCUCCUACUACAGAGGAGCAAUGGGUAUUAUGCUAGUAUAUGACAUCACCAAUGGUAAAAGUUUUGAAAACAUCAGCAAAUGGCUUAGAAACAUAGAUGAGCAUGCCAAUGAAGAUGUGGAAAGAAUGUUACUAGGAAACAAGUGUGAUAUGGACGAUAAAAGAGUUGUUCCUAAGGGAAAAGGAGAACAGAUUGCAAAGGAGCAUGGUAUUAGAUUUUUUGAGACUAGUGCAAAAGCAAAUAUAAACAUUGAAAAGGCCUUUCUCACAUUAGCUGAAGAUAUCCUCCGAAAGACCCCUGUAAAAGAGCCCAACAGUGAAAAUGUAGAUAUCAACAGUGGAGGAGGCGUGACAGGCUGGAAGAGCAAAUGCUGCUGA